UUAGAUGGUCUGAAUUUGGGUGGAUCUGGAGAUGAGAAAGUCGUAGGAACGAAAGUGCUGUGUGGUAUGUUUCAGCCCGACCAGAUUUCCAGACCGGACCAACUAGCUGACGGAGUGCUGAUAAUCCCCGCCGGAAACCUGACCUGACCCGAACCCCAACUCUUCGGACCCCCUGAAGCAGAAAUGCCCAAAAAGAAAACAGGUGCCCGGAAAAAGGCCGAGAACCGUAAGGAGCGAGAGAAACAAAGUCGAGCCAACCGGGAGCAUGUCGAUGUGGCCAAACACCCCUGUAACUUUAAUAUGGAUUGUGACAAAUGUCAGAGAAAACAGAAGACCAGAGCUUUCUGCUACUUCUGUAACUCACUGCAGAAACUGCCUGUAUGCGCUCAGUGUGGUAAAACUAAAUGCAUGAAGUCAUCAGAUUGUGUCAUCAAACAUCCUGGGAUCCACACCACUGGAAUGGCCAUGGUGGGGGCAGUGUGUGACUUCUGUGAAGCUUGGGUGUGCCACGGCAGGAAAUGUCUGAGCACCCAUGCCUGCGUCUGCCCGUUGACUGAUGCAGACUGUAUCGAGUGUGAACGCAGUGUCUGGGAACAUGGAGGGAGAAUCUUCCGCUGCUCUUUCUGUCAGAACUUCUUGUGUGAGGAUGAUCAGUUUGAGCACCAGGCGAGCUGCCAAGUCCUUCAGGCGGAAACAUACAAAUGUGUUUCCUGUAAUAGACUGGGACAACACUCCUGCCUGCGCUGUAAGGCCUGUUACUGUGACGACCACGCCAAGAGUAAGGUCUUCAAACAGGAAAAAGGCAAAGCUCCACCCUGCCCAAAGUGUGGUCACGAGACCCAGGAAACCAAAGACCUCAGCAUGUCCACUCGCACACUGAAAUUCGGUCGCCAGGCUGGUGCUGAUGAUGACGAUGACGACGGAGCGUCUGGGUACGAUGCUUACUGGAAGAACUUAGCAUCAGGAGGUGGAAACCAACAGGACAACUAUGGAGAGGACGAUGACUAUGAGGAGGAUGAAGACGAUGAGGACGAGGAUGAAGAUGAGGAAGAGGAAGAUGACGACGACGAGGAGGAAGAGGAAAGUGAGGCAGAAAAGGCUGCUGAUUCUGUGGCUGCUCUUAAACUGGAUGGGACUGCUUGAGCUGGGGCAGAGACUGAGCAGCCUGCACAGUCCUACAGAUCCCUCAGUGGAGGUUCAUUUGUUACAGUUCAGGAAUGAACAAAGAGAUGACAGGAAGAAUUCAAGAAUCAUGUUGGUAUUGACUCAGACUGAGUGUGGACACAGUCAAACAUUUCUGUUGUCUUUUUGAAUACUUAACAUUUUGGAAACUAUACACAUCUGUAAAUGUAAUGAAACGGUCUCAAUAAUUGUCAGUUUUAUUAAAAUCAACAGUUCACUGAUGAAAAUUUGCAACUAA
This is a messenger RNA of Notolabrus celidotus (New Zealand spotty), 1420 nucleotides long. RefSeq names its product zinc finger protein 330 (gene noazfp). Gene Ontology annotation, molecular function: zinc ion binding. The coding region runs from base 184 to 1143 and encodes 319 amino acids. The record is from RefSeq and is a predicted model, not a curated record. Gene Ontology annotation, cellular component: nucleus. The transcript is spliced from 10 exons. NCBI's taxonomy places the organism in Eukaryota, Metazoa, Chordata, Actinopteri, Labriformes, Labridae.